GCAUCUGUUGAAGAUGAUCAAUUUGUUUUUUUUUCUGUAAAUUAUGUGAAUCCCGGUAAUGUUGUCCAUGAGUCAGGUGACUGGAGGCCCCAGGAGCCAGGGGACUACUGCACCAGUCAUUGCUCAGUCUCGAUGUUUUGCUCUCGCCUGGGUAUCGGCGACACGUUUUCCCCGUUAUCUGUGGGACGGUAUUCCUCAUAUUUUGGCCGCUGGGCACUUUACAAGAGGGGGAGGGCAUCUUUGAUCAGCUCAGCCUCCUUUAUCCCCGAGUUUGAUAUAACGGUUUUUAUAGAAAGCCGGUAACAAUACUCAGGUGAGUGUGUUGGUGUCCCGCCGUCCUGGAGCUUCUACCAGGGGGUCCACCUGACCCACCUGGAAUCUUCUAGUUUAUAUUUCCCUUUGGGAAUUGAAUUCCCUUUGCCUUUACUUUCAUUGUCCUGUUUUGUCCCCGCACAUCUGGCAGCAGCACUGGACACGACAUAUGCUGUCAGUGACCCUUACAAACCCAACAAGACGUAGGUACCGGUGUCCUUUCAGGUCUCAGGUCCCAGUACCCAGGUCUCAGUACCCAGGUCCCACACUAUGUCUCUGCCUGUGAGGAGACUCCUGACAAAUAUUCGCCAUAAUGGAAGUAUUUUGGUUGGCAGUGUUAAGGUUGGCGGUGCUGAGGCUAAGUUAGGAGUGUCAUCAUUACGGUGGGCUAGCACAGCCCACGGCACAGCCUGGAGGGUCAGCCGGUGGGCUGGGGUGGGCUUCGGGGUGGGUGCUGCCCUCACCACCGCCUACAUGUAUCAUAACUACAACACUACACGUCUAGGUAGCCCAGCCAAGGACCAAGAAUAUGUACUCUCACAGCCGCCGCCGACCUUCACUCCCGCCAGAUCUAUUCAUCUUACAACUGACACUACAGGCUUGAAGAUCACACUCUUUCAGUAUCAAACAUGCCCAUUUUGCUGUAAAGUUAGGGCAUUCCUUGACUAUUAUGGCUUCUCUUAUGAUGUGAUAGAAGUUAACUCAGUCACGCGCUCACAGACAAAAUGGACCGACUAUCGCAAAGUUCCGUUUCUUGUUGUUCAGCUUCCCAAUUCAGAAACCAUUUUGCAACUGAAGGAUAGCACAAUGAUCAUCUCAGCACUUCAGUCUUUUCUCUACAACAAAACAACCAGUCUGCAAGAACUUGUGAAGUGUUAUCCCUCUCUGGUCUAUACAGAUGAAGGAGGGACAAAAAAAGUUGAAAUUAUGAAUCGUCACUUUCUGAUGUAUGGUCAGCAUCCCUCUGGUGUCUCCAAGGAAGAUAUUGUAGAGGAGCGCAAGUGGAGGAAGUGGGUGGAUGACGUCUUCGUGCAUGUUCUCUCGCCAAAUAUUUAUCGAACUCCAGAGGAAUCAUUUCAGGCAUUUAAGUGGUUUUCUAAGGCUGGCAACUGGGAGGAGCACUUUGCAACAUGGGAGCGACUGUUAGCUGUCUAUGUGGGUGCAAUUGCUAUGUUCUUCAUUGGCAAGAGUUUAAAGAGAAGAUAUCAGUUAAAAGAUGAUGUGAGGGAAACAUUGUAUGAAGAAACCAAUGUGUUUUUGAAAGCUCUGAAGAAGAAAGGCACAAAGUUCAUGGGUGGAGAGCAGCCCAACCUUUCUGAUCUUGCAGUAUAUGGUGUGUUGACUGCUGUUGAAGGUUGUCAGGCCUUUCAAGACCUUAAAGAAAACACACACAUAUCUCUGUGGUUUGAUCGUAUGAAGGAAGCUGUGUCUCAGCAUGGAGGAGCCGUGCUCACAAAUAUGGUGUAAUAUGAACUUGACUUAGUCACAUAUGUAAAUUAAAAUACAUGUAUUAUCAAAACAGAAACUUUCAAUGUACCUUGUUAGUUAUAUUGCAGUGACUCUUAAGUACAGAAGUUGAUUACUUUAUUAUAGCAGUAAUUUUGGUCUUGAUUAUGUACUUGAUUUAAAAAAAUCAUUGUGACGAGUUCUUCAGAUUUUCAGUCACAUACAUAAAGGUUCUUCACAACCAGUAACACACACAACCAUAAAUAUUCAAGUGAGUAUAGGCUGAAGUUUUCAGAUAAAGUUUAGACAAAAGUGGGGGAGGGUAGACCUAUUCAUGCAUAAUACUUUUGAGAGGUCGAAAUCUUUACAUUUUGAGGGCCUACACAUUCAGUGCAUCAGAGGCAUGACUACACCCAGUAACUGUAUUCUGCCUUAAAUAUAAAAAUAAAUUUGACAAUAUCCAUUAUUCAUUUGUGCUGGUAAGGCAGCAGGUAGCUUGGGAGGGUUCCAGGGAGACAGUAACUGAAGAUCUUCCUUCAGGUUGUUUUAGAGGGGUCAGAGUUGUUGGAUUAGCCAUUGUUCUCAUCCUUAAAUGAAGACUGGGUAGGUGGGGUCAUGGCAUCGCUCACACAUUCAUAGAUAAUCAACAUUACUUUAUUUCAAAUUAUUUUCUUCCUCCAAACUACUUCCAUAUAUUUAUUAGGAAGCUAAAAAUGUUAUUACUUAUUUCAUUAUUUUACUGAAUAGUUCAAAAUAAUCCAAAGUUAAUUUGUAAGUUUUUAAUAAGUUAGGAAUAUGAAUGUCGGCAGAUAAUUUUUGAGGGCUAUCAAUGAUCUUUCUACUUCUAAUAUGAUUUGGUAAUCAUUUCUUUUUAUGUAAUUUAUAAUUCAGCAGUUAUAAAGGCAAUAUGCAGGUAUAUUUUCCUUUGUUAUAUGUGGAGUUUACACACAAAAUGCAAGUUAGCCGGGGCUUGAUGGUAACAAGAUGUUAAAAUGAGCUUUGGCACAAUAUUUUAUUCCUCCUCUCAGUUUAUUAAUUUGAAAUGAAAAUCAUGGUUGCAUAGGAUAAUGUAAAAAAAAAAUUGUUCAGUUUAUUAUGGUGGGGAAUCAGGAUGAGUAUAGUUUGCCAGGUUAUGGAGAAGAGACAGGAUGUCAGUCUUCCUGUUCUUUCCAUCCCAAAUCCUAUCCACCAUGGCCAGCCAUAUUCCCGUCCUUCUCGCUCACUAAAAGCUGAUGUGUAUGUUUUAUUUCUCUUUUUAGUUUUUAAUGUGGAAUACAAAGUAUGGUUUCGUAAGGCAUUGUAAAUAAUAAUAAUAAUAUCUUUAAUUACUACAAGUACAUGUACAAGGUAUACAGGCCUAGCUGACAUCAGUGACAUACUAUAUAGAAAGCCCCUUGUUAUGCAGAGCAUUUCGGGCAAAUUAGGUCAGUUUUGUCCCAGGAUGUGAUCCACACCAUUCGACUAACACUCAGGUACCCAUUUUACUGAUGGGUGAGCAUAGACAACCGGUGUAAAGAAAAUGUGUCCGAUGUUUCCACCCCUUCACCGGGAAUUGAACCCGGACCCUCGCUGUGUGAAGUGAGAGCUUUUGCCACCAGGCCACGGGAAAGUGUUGAAGAAAAAUUGCUUGAGAGAGUGGGUAUGUACAGAUUAAAGAAUGAGAAGUUGGCAUUCUCUGCCUAUCUUUCACCACAGAACAUCCACCAUGGGGGUACCUUUACCCCCAUCUUCCCACUCUUGGUACUUGCUAGUCAUGCAUAGCUGUCAACAAUGCAAAAAAUAAAUUACUCUUUGUUUUUACCAAUCUCUAACCAACAAAUAUGCAUAUGACACGUAGGGUCUGCCUAGCAUGGAUUAGUAGCCCUACUACAGUGCUCCUUUAUUCUUAUGUGAUGGCUGGUUGUAAGUAGGACCUAUCUGGCAUGAACCAGUAGGCCUACUGCAAUGCUCUGUGUUUAUGUAAUAGUUGGGUAUGAGUAGAAUCUGCCUUUAUUGAGCAUGUGUUUCUAUAUGUUUAUCAAGUACAGUGGAACCUCAAUAAUCGUAAGGCUCGAAAGUCAUAAUUUUCGAAAAUCGUAACGUUAUUUUUGUCAAAACAUUGACUCGCGAAUCAUCGUUUGACUAGCAAAUAGUCGUUCGUCUGGGACGUGUACACACAGCCCUGAGCCACCUCACACUCCAUUCCCAGCCAGUGUGCCAUUGUUUUUCAGUGAGUGAGGAUGAUCCCACGAGUUCAUACGAUACAUUUCAUAAUAUUCCAUUUGUUUUAGUGCUUGCAUCUGCUAAGUAAGUCACCAUGGCUCCAAAGAAAGCUUCUAGUUCCAGCCCUUUAGUGAAGAGUGUGAGAAACACAUAUAAUUUAAGAAAAAGUUUGUAGAAAAAUACGAAGGUGGUGGUGGUAGAGUGGUAGCAGUUGUGAUAGUGAUGGUGGUAGAGGGUGCCUUCUUCAGUGAUUCAGCGAUUCUACCAACUCCUCCAAUGUUGUUGGAGUUAUAUAGGGCUACAGAAAACACCGCCGCCUCAGCUGCUGCUUCACCACCAUUAUGGACGGCUUACUCUCAGUGGCCUUUAUACACCCAACAACAACACAACACCUCUUGUGACAUACAUAAUGACUUUUAUUCAUUCUAGAGUAUAUUCCAUGUUUCUUUGUUAUUCAUAUUGUUUAUUAUGUCAUAUAAGUUGAAUUGUGAUAGAUAAAUAAGCUGUAGAGUUGAUAUUAGUGUCAUAUUCUCCAACAAUAAACUCGCCUCCCCUCUCUCUGCCCCGUUUGCCAUACACCAACAAAAGUCUUCAGUAAAAGGUAAGUGUGAUGUUAAAUGUUCAGUUAUACAUUUUAUUAGUGCUUUACAUUUAUUUGGCAUUCUUUUCUGAAUGUAAAUCUAUAUUUAAGCUAGGGAAGUGACCUCUGAAGUGACCUAAAGUCCUUAUGGAGGGGGAUUCCCCUUCCAAACAAUAACCUCUCUUCCCUCUCCUCCUCUUCCCUGUCAUGUUAAAUGUUCAUUCUUUUGUGCAUGUAAAUCUAUCUUUAAGGUAAAGAAAAAAAAUUGUUGAUACUUCUGGGUGUCUGGAACGAAUUAGUAAUUGGAUUUACAUUAUUUCUUAUGGGGAAAAUGGAUUCGCAAAUUGUCAAUUUUGAUAAUAGUCACACUCUCUGGAACGGAUUAAUUACAAAAAACGAGGGUUCACUGUAUUUGGGCUUAUGUAUAUUUUUUUGUUACUAUUAUUGUGAAGUUUCAGGUGCUGUUUUGACAUUUUCAUUACCUUUUUCCAAGUUUUGGCAUCACGACCAUCUGAUCCCUUUGAAAGAGCCUCAAAAACUAGGGUAAACCAUCACAGGAACAAGAAAAAUGGAGUAUUAUUUGGCAAAAACUCGUAGGUCGACCUGUGCGUGCAAUCAGGUUAUAUUUCAGUAUUUAUGGUAUGUCAAAAAAUAUUAAUAAAUUGAUUUAUAAGCUAUUUUUAUAGAAAAAUAUAAAUUGUUGAAUAAAGUUAUUGACAUUUGUUAUGAGUACAGACAACUUGCAACCUUGGGAUGUUACUGUUAAGUCUCAACAAACAUGUUUGUUUAAGAUAAUGAAUAUGCAUUUAUUGAAAGUUUGUGAGUGCAGCAUUUUCUAGUAUUCAUUUAAAGCUGGUAUUGUAGAUUUUCUUUAAUCUUAAAAGUAAAUACAUUAUACAUUUGUUA
Molecule: messenger RNA, 5446 nt
Organism: Cherax quadricarinatus
Lineage: Eukaryota; Metazoa; Arthropoda; Malacostraca; Decapoda; Parastacidae
Gene: Su(P)
Product: prostaglandin E synthase Su(P)
Cellular component (GO): mitochondrion
Molecular function (GO): prostaglandin-E synthase activity
Source: RefSeq, a predicted model, not a curated record